Effrenium voratum is the source of this 1920-nucleotide messenger RNA. NCBI's taxonomy places the organism in Eukaryota, Dinophyceae, Suessiales, Symbiodiniaceae. The record is from the annotation of a GenBank genome assembly.
AUGGCCGAUCGGCAGCAUUCCUUAUUGGUGCUGCUGAGCUUGGCUGUUAUGCUCACCGGCUGGAUGUCGCCAGAGUACGCCGAGAAGUUCGGGGUCCUGUCGCUGACCGAUUUCCUGGGCGACGCGCCGCUGGCGGCGGCCUUGUUGUCGCAGAGCUUUUGGGUGGUCCUGGCCUUUGUGCCAAGGCAGCAGGGCGGGGAGUGGUCCCUGUCUUUGCCGUGCCUGGGCUCUGUGUGGUUCAUGGCGUCCCUGGUGACGGUGCUCAACUUGGUGGUCCACACCAUGUGGUACAAGUCCAUGACUGGCACCACCCCAGCCAUCAACACUCUGCUCUGGAACCUGGACAUCCUCGCCGCCUUGUGCUUGGAGGCCAUCGUGACGCUGCAAGCCCCGACGCUCGCAGCGACGCUGGGUGGGUGUAUCACUCUUGGUGGCACCAUUCUGGCUUUGCAGAGCACCGACGGAGAGAAUACCUGGUGGGGAUGUCUCCUCUGCUUCACGGCCACCACGCUGUUCUCGGGCCUGGCCAUUUUCACCUCGCGGUUUCUGGACCUCGAGAAGUGCCAGCUGGUGCCAUUGAUGGCCAUAGAGGGCGUGCUGAGCCUAGGAGCCUGCAUUGUCUUUGUGGCCCUCUCCGCGCUGGAGGUGGUGUCGCUGCCGAUGGCCCCGUCCAAGGCCUCGGUCUUCAUGGGCAUGAGCGCUCUGAUGCUGAACUUGGGCUGGCUCUCGGUGGCGGCGCUGCUGGGCGCGCCCAUGGCGGCCAUGGCGGCCUGCCUCUCGCUGCCGCUGUCGCUGCUGCUGGACGCGGUGCUGCUGCACGCCAGCGCCACCAUGGUUCAGCUGCUGGGCAGCUUGCUUGUGAUCCUGGGAUUUUGCGUGAGCCACUUUCGGCGCAAGGAGGCUGAAGCUUCCGAGGAGCCCGAGGAAGUCACGGAAGUCACGUCUCCCAUCUGCUGCUAUCUGCCAAUACCUUUGGUGCAGAAGAAUUGGUCAGAUUUGCAUGAACUCACGUUCCAUGGCUCGGGGCACGCGUUCAAAGUUGAGUUUGACAGGAUGAGCAAAGCGAUGUUGCUAAGCUUCUGGAUUCCAGGGUCCUUAGAGCAGACGAGUAUCCACCUUGGAGUCAUCCAGGCCAGCCCGGCGAAGCAGCAGCAGUGCGCCCUGGACGUGCGCCACGCGCUGCCGGCAUGCAUGCAGUACUCUCCAGAGUGGUGUUGGGCAACAGUGGCGUCGCAGCUUGCUGGAUUCUACGACCCGACCCACUAUCCCGAAGCAGGGCGAUUAGAGAACCUCGGCACGUCGGAUCUGAACACAGAGAAGCAAAUGGCCAACAGCUGCGUGGGCGGGGAGUGCCGCAUCGUGGGGUCGGUGCGGGCGCCCAACAUCAUGGACGCCUGCUGCACCGAUGACGUGGCGCCCACGCGGCACGAUGUGACCUGUGCCCCAGGCGCCAGCGCCAAGGACAUUGAGACCGCCAUCGAGUGGUCCUCACAACAGAAGUACCAGGCGGUAGGACCCCUCAGUGAGGACCAGCUGAUCGAGGUGCUCAACCAGGGCCAUCCGCUCGGCUACGCGGUCUUCUGGGUCGACCCUGCCAGCGGCUGGCACUUGGGAGGCCACAUCAUGGUCAUCGGCGGCUGCUCGGGUGAUGGCCGCUACUAUGUGCACGACAGCCUCACCAACACUUCCAGAGCUGGGCUCUGGCAGGAGCUGAAGUAUGACGAGCUGCUGAAUCGCAAUCCUUGGAAUGCCAUGGACAUGUGGCCUUCUGUGAGCACGCUGAACGGCAAGCCCGUUGUUGACGCCAGCAACGAGGAGAUCAAGGAGUGGUUUGCCAGCAACGGCCCGGUGGGCCAAUGGGCCCUCACCUUCGUGCUGAGCACCGACGUGAUGAACCUGGGCAUAGAGACAGACUACUAG